AUGAAAAUUUUUCUACUUUUUCUAAGAGUUCAACAAUGCUAUGAUAACGGUCAGACACUUGAAAAUGAUCCCAAUAAUAAUUCUAGAACAAAAAGUUUUGAAAUUCUUUAUCUUAAUUUUCCUAAAACUGUAGAAGCCUAUAAUACCAUUAUACAGGACAUUGUUAUAUUAAAACAAAAGUUGUUUCCUGACCAACCUGUAGUUUAUGAUUCUUUUGAAGAAUUAUAUGGUGUCAUUGAAUAUUAUGCUGCUAAGUUAUUACCUAAGCCGACAACGGACCAUUCACAAACAGUGUCUAAUAGUAGUAGUAGUAAUAUUCAAGCCGGUAAUAAUAAUCAUCCAAAAAUUCACAUGCCUAAAAUAGAAUUAGUCAAGUUUGAUGGGGAGGAUAUUGCAUUUAAAGCCGAAAAACUUAAUUAUUUGCUGGGUAGCCUUUCAGGUAAAGCUUUAAAAACUUGUAAUAAUUUUGAAGCCAUUCCUUCCAAUUAUGAUUUAAUUUGGCAUUUGUUAGAAGAAACCUAUAAUGAUAAAAAAUAUUUAGACAAUUUAUAUUUAGAUCGUUUAUGGAAUUUUAAAGGUCUGUCUGUUAGUAACCCUUCUAGUUUACACACCUUCUUGGAAAAAUUUGAUACUAAUGUAACUGCUAUAAAGCGAUUAAAUUUGAAUGAUUUACAGGAUUAUAUUUUAUAUUAUAUUGCCAUCUCCAAAUUACCACAAGAAACUAUCAACUCAUUUGAACUAAUUAGACCCAAUGAUGAUGUACCCAAAUAUGAUGAAUUAAUAAAAUUUAUUCGUCACCAUAGUCGUAUAGUUGUUAAACCUGAGAAAACUAGAAAUUUUCAUUUACCUCCAUAUUCUUCCAAAGCCAACGAAUAUUCGAGAUAUUCUAAAACCUUUUUAACUCAUAAUACCAUGCCUAAGUUUAGUUGCCUUGUUUGCCCUCAAGAACAGCAUUACCUAAAGGACUGUAAUGUAUUUAAAAGUUGGCCAUUUGAUAAAAAAUUUAAAUUGGUAAAGGACAAAAAUCUAUGUAUUAACUGUUUUUCAAAUAAUCAUAGAGUCGGUAUAUGUCCUUCGAAAUUUAGAUGUUCACAAUGUCAUAUGAAGCGUCAUACACUGCUUCAUAAAGUUAAUGAAUCCUCCAUCGGUAAUUGCGCUGAUGAAGUUAUACCAGCACACGCUAAUACAAGUAACUCCUCCCAAAUUAACCCACAGCCGGGUUCUCAAAGUUCCCAAAUGUAUUGUACCCUUUUAAAUAAAUUCAAAAAUAAAAGCCAAAUCGUUGUUUUGAGUACUGUUGUUGUACGAGUGAUUGACAAAUGGAAUAAAUUCCAAAAUGUUCGUAUGCUACUAGAUAAUGGAUCUAUGUCUAAUCUUUUGACGAUGGCUUGUUGUUAA
Molecule: messenger RNA, 1398 nt
Organism: Psylliodes chrysocephalus
Lineage: Eukaryota; Metazoa; Arthropoda; Insecta; Coleoptera; Chrysomelidae
Source: the annotation of a GenBank genome assembly